Molecule: messenger RNA, 723 nt
Organism: Punica granatum (pomegranate)
Lineage: Eukaryota; Viridiplantae; Streptophyta; Magnoliopsida; Myrtales; Lythraceae
Source: RefSeq, a predicted model, not a curated record
CCCCAAAAAUUUGCAAUCUCCCUACAGUCGAGUCCCUCAGCUACACCGGAUUAAUUAAGAAUGAGUGAGAUGUCUGCUCAUCAACAACUUCCAUCCUUAGCUGCUGAACGUCGUCGUGCAGAAUAUCAUCCUAGUGUGUGGGGAGACUUUUUCCUCGCAGAUGAUGCUGCUCAAGAAAGGAUGGACUUUGAUGACACGUCAAAGCAACAAAUUGAAGACUUGAAGAACGAGGUGAAGAGGAUAUUUGAAGUUGCUGCUUCCGAUGAUAACCCGAGAGAGCUAUUAAACUUGGUCAAUCAUACUCAACGUCUAGGCAUCGGUUAUCACUUUGAGAAAGAGAUUGUUGAAGCUCUGAAGCAAGUUCACGAGAGAAGCAUCGAGUCUGUGGAUGGUCCAAGCUUUGCCAGUGAUCUUUACACCACUGCCCUCAUGUUCAGGUUGCUAAGGCAGCAGGGUUACAAGAUAAAUAGCAGUGCGUUUAGCAAGUUCAAGGGUCCGGACGGAAACUUUGAUGAGUCACUUGAAACCGACGUGAGAGGUUUGCUGAGCUUAUAUGAAGCUAGCCAUCUCCGGACUCACGGAGAGGAUGUUCUUGAGGAAGCCCUAGCUUUCACUCUCACCCACCUUGCCUCCACGAAUGAGAAGCUCGGCCCUGCCCUAAUUAGAGAUGAGAUAAGCCGCUCCCAAAGGCAGUUUAACAUUCGUAAGGGGUUAACAAACUAG